This is a messenger RNA of Grosmannia clavigera kw1407, 450 nucleotides long. RefSeq lists its product as uncharacterized. The transcript is spliced from 2 exons. Lineage: Eukaryota; Fungi; Ascomycota; Sordariomycetes; Ophiostomatales; Ophiostomataceae. Bases 1 to 450 code for a protein of 149 amino acids. The record is from RefSeq and is a predicted model, not a curated record.
AUGACAGGCGCUAUUCCCAUUAUACUGGCUGGUAAAUCCGAGCUUGUGGCCGAGGAAGCAAUCGGAGACAUGAGGCCCGAGCUGGAUGUUGUCCACUUUACCUUUAUCAACGAUGCCCGGCGGGAAAUCCCAAUUCUCUCACGCGGUGAGAUUCCCAGCCCGCGAAACCCGCACGGCACCGGCGACUGGAGCAACCCGCCCAAGGUCAUUGUGUUUGUGGCCGCCUACCAUGACCGCGACAUCAACACCUAUCGCCAGCUGACAGGUGAUGCCAGUGGUGAAAAUGACAAGAAGCUGCUGCCCUGGCUGCGUGUGGAUCGGAGCAUUCCUGCGCCGCCCAUUGGACCGGAGCUGGUUCGGACAUUAUGCGCGCGGGCCAAGGCAAAGCUGGCAGAAUUGAACAAGGAGGGAAAGCUUGUGCCAGGAGGUUCUGUGGACUACUACUAUUGA